Molecule: messenger RNA, 1657 nt
Organism: Selaginella moellendorffii
Lineage: Eukaryota; Viridiplantae; Streptophyta; Lycopodiopsida; Selaginellales; Selaginellaceae
Product: sorting nexin 2B
Exons: 6
Coding region: 41-1576 (511 amino acids)
Molecular function (GO): phosphatidylinositol binding
Source: RefSeq, a predicted model, not a curated record
UCCACUACAAGGAUGCUCUAGCGAGAUUCUUGCGACAAGGAUGAUGGAUCAGCUCUUCCCUCUCAUGGACGACGAGAUGGAGACCGUGUCGCUGGAAGCAGCGUCCACGGCGACACCGCUCCUCCGCGAAUCGAGCUCGCAGGAAUCGCCAGAGAAUGGGGCGAUGACACGCCGGAAAGAAUCGUCCAGGAGCUUUCGGAGUCCAUCCGGGAGGCCCGAGCUCCUGAUCGAGCCUCCGAGCUACGCCGAUGUGGUGUUCGCUCCAUACGCCGCCAGGCAGCCGGAGGAAUCCGGGAGGGCAGUGGAGAAGAACUAUCUCCGGAUUAGCGUCUCGGAUCCACAGAAGACGCAGGAUCACGGCAGCAGUGGCGGGACUUUCGUGGCGUAUCUCUUCACGACCUACACCGAUCUUCCGGAGUUUCUUGGCACGAGCUUUAGCGUCCGGAGGAGGUUCCGCGAGGUGGUGGCGCUGGCGGACCAGCUGGGAGAGAUCUACAAAGGCUACUUCAUCCCUCCCAGGCCGGACAAGAACGUCCAGCUCGUCCAGACGCAGGACUUUGUGAGCAAUCGCGUCCACGAGCUCGAGAGAUACUUCCAUCGUCUCGCGGCGCAUCCAGUGCUGAGGAACAGCGUGGAGUUGCGGCAGUUCCUCUCGUCUCCAGGGAGGAAUCCAAUGCAAGUCUCCUCGGAUGUUUCGUCGGUGAUGUUUGAUGGUGAUGAGAGUGGUGCUACUGGGAAUGGGAACAGUCACGCGGUGGCGGAGCCUGGUAAAGGUGGCAGGGAUCUCUUGAGAACUUUCAGGGAGCUGCGGCAGUAUGUGGCCAACGAUUGGGGUGGCAGCAAGCCGCUGGUGGUAGAGGAGGAUAAGAAGUUUGUGGAACACAAGGAGAAGAUCCAGGAGUUUGAGCGCGAGCUUGUUCUAGCUUCCGAGCAAGCAGAGCUGCUUACGAAGGCUCAAGAGAAUAUGGGAACCGUCAUGGGUGACCUUGGGAUGUCCUUGAGUAGACUUGGCCGGUUCGAGUGCGAGGAUGCGGCCAUUGUUGUUGGCAAUGCCGCUGUGAAAGCGAGCAGGUGCUACACAGAAUCCAGCACGCAGUGCAUUAAGUAUUUGCUUACCUUUCACGAAUACCUUGCCUUGAUGCAAGCUAUUCACGGUGCUUUCGCUGAGCGAUCGAAAGCACUACUGACGGUCCAAACUCUUAAAUCCGACAUAGCGUCAAUGCAAGCUCGGUAUGAGAAGUUAACAGCGGCGUCUUUGAGAGUUUUUGGUGGCGACAAACGUAAGAUAGAGGAGACAAAAGCGGCCAUUGCAAGCUCGGAAGAAGCUUGCGCAUCCGCUCGAAAGGAGUACGAUCGCAUCAAAGAACGGAACUGGGAGGAGAUUGAGCGAUACGAAGUUAAUCGACAGACAGAUCUAUUCGAGAUGUUGAAAGGAUUUGUACAGACGCAGGUGGGUUACGCGGAAAAACUCGGUAAAGCGUGGAGUGAAGUGUCGGAAAGCUUAAGCUCUGGGGAGGGCAUGGCUAGUUCUAUAGAUCCGGAAUCAUCAAAGUCCCGAGACACGCAGCGCCAGUGACACAGACAGGCUAGCGGCAUUUAUCAAGUCCUGCGGGAACUUGCGAGACUUGGCACAGGGCAAGAGGAUUGCUGCACAGAU